Molecule: messenger RNA, 2497 nt
Organism: Lactuca virosa
Lineage: Eukaryota; Viridiplantae; Streptophyta; Magnoliopsida; Asterales; Asteraceae
Source: the annotation of a GenBank genome assembly
GUUCCACGAUCUCUCUCUCACACAUACACACAUACACAACUACCUGGAGGAACACAUUUGAAGACACAUAAAUUCUUUUGGGGUACAUGAUAAACACAUGUAACAUACAUGAUGAACACGAUGAACAUAGAUUAAUUUCUUCUGAAAAUCGAUUGAAAAUUCAUGUUUUGAAGACACAAAAAAUCAUCUCUGUAAACACAUACACACACGACACACGAAGAUCUUUGAUUUCUUGAACAGAUUUCUGGAAACACACACACCUGUGGGUUCAUAGAUGAACACGACAAUCUGGGUUCAUAGAUGAACACGGUGAACACAAACCUGUAAAUCGAUUUAUGGGUUUUGUUAGGGCCGACAAAAGGUUGAUUUCGAGAGCUUCUCCACAAAUGAACGAGGUGAACAAACACACACACACCAGAUUUCACCAAAAAUUAGUCAAAUUGCAGCAACUGAAUCGAAUGGAGACUCUAGAUGUAACUUCGCAGGGGUGUUCUUCGGUGACAGAGAUAAGGUUUUGAGCGGUGGACCUUUGUUGAUUCGCCAUUGAAAGAUCUGUUCGAGUUCGAGUUAUGAUGAUGAUAAUGGCGGUCCUCUUGAAAAACAGAAAUUGAUUUCGAAAUGUUUUAGUCUGUAAUAAUCAAUGAAGAAAACUCUGUUUUCUGAUGAUUUUCCUAUUGUUGUGUUCUAACCAAAAACCCAUUUCCACCACCAUUUUUAUAGUGUUUGGACACAAAAUACGGAGAUUUGACAAACCCGUGAAGAUGAUGAUGAACAGUUGGUUACCAAAUGCAGAUAGAAAGAGUGAACAUCAGAGCCAUGGAAGAAGAAAUUCAAUUAAAACUUGAUAUGUAUGCAAAAAUGCUACAAACAAGUGCCCAAGAUUGCAAAGAAGAAGGGGUUGACAUAGAAGUGAAGAUUACUUGUGGAACUCCUAUUAAGAAGAUUAUUCAACAGGAGGCUUCAGCUUGUAAUGCAACAUGGGUUGUCCUUGAUAGGCACCUGAAAAAGGAUGUGAAGUUUUACCAAGGUCAAAUCCUUUGCAAGCUUGCAUCAGUUGUAGAUAACUUAACCAUAAAGCCUUUAAAAACCGAGCCCAUGAGUGAUACCGAUAACACAGAAGUCAAAGUGGUUCUUUACAGGUCAAAGCAUGUGCAGUUGUCGGCUCCAGCUCCACAGGAUCACGAUAAUGUUGACCAGUCAGUUAUUUCUCAUAGUUACUCUGCAUCAUUCGCUUCCUAUGAAAACCUUGAAAUGCCUUCAAAGAAACUUCUGUCUUCAUUAAUGCACAAGCCGUUGGGUCAAACUUCCAUAUUAACUGAUGAUGUAGAUGCUGCAUCAAAGCAAGAUGUAUCAGGCAGCCUCUCUUGUGGUGGUAAGAAUCGUACCAAUUCUUCAUGGGUCGUUGGAAAUUUACGAAAAAGUCCUCGGCGAAAGAGAUCCUCUGGUACACCUGUUCUGUGCAAUGCUUGUGGGAUGACAACAGAAUUGUAUAUCAAGGAGUCGAUGAGAUUGAGUUACUCAGAAAUACAUCUUGCGACAAAUUAUUUUUCAGAGGAAAACUUGUUAGGUGAAGGAGGUUAUGGUCUAGUUUACAAGGGUCAGCUCAAUGAUGGGCAAAUCAUUGCUGCUAAGGUGCGGAAACAAGCAAGCACACAAGGAUUUGAAGAAUUCUCUUCUGAAAUUUAUGUUUUGAGUUUUGCACGCCAUAGAAACAUCGUCAUGCUGUUGGGUUAUUGCUGCAAAGAAAACAUUAACAUAUUGGUUUAUGAAUAUAUCUGCAAUAGAUCACUAGAGUGGCAUCUCUUUGAUGAAGCAGCAAAUGUCCUUGAAUGGCGUAAAAGACAUGCAAUAGCUAUAGGAACUGCAAAAGGAUUGAGAUUUCUUCAUGAAGAGUGUCGCAGUAGUCCUAUCAUUCAUCGGGAUCUUCGACCAAGCAAUAUAUUGCUGACCCACGACUUUGUGCCAAUGUUAGGUGAUUUUGGGCUUGCAAAGUGGAAAACGAAUGAUUCUCCUAUCCAGACCAGAAUACUGGGUACAUUGGGUUAUGUGGCGCCAGAGUAUGCGGAGAAUGGAAUGGUUUCUGUGAGAACAGAUGUUUAUGCAUAUGGCAUUACUCUUAUACAAAUAAUAUCAGGACGAAAAGCUGUUACUUCAGAUACACAAGACCACCAUCAGUCCCUCAGACAAUGGGCGGAACCAUUAGUAGAGAGCCUUGCUUUGCAUCAUCUGAUUGAUCCUCGACUUGGAGAUUCAUAUGACCCGUAUGAGCUGUACCACAUGGCAAAAACAGCUUACCUGUGUGUCAAAGUCGACCCCGACAAACGUCCAUCCAUGGGAGAGGUUGUGCAGCUACUUGAAGGGGAGACAGACCAUUUUAAAACAUUGACCGAUCAGUUUAUCCCACAUUUUAACAACUAGUUAAUGUAUAUGAUAAUAUAUAAUAUUAUAUACAUGGUAAGUAACUAUCUGUUCACCCCAUACCACCACUCCUUACUCC